This is a messenger RNA of Penicillium crustosum, 1032 nucleotides long. RefSeq names its product zinc finger MYND domain-containing protein. The record is from RefSeq and is a predicted model, not a curated record. Lineage: Eukaryota; Fungi; Ascomycota; Eurotiomycetes; Eurotiales; Aspergillaceae. The transcript has a single exon. Bases 1 to 1032 code for a protein of 343 amino acids.
AUGGCUCCGAAACCUCCAGUUGAAUGCGCAAAAUGCGGGACGGAAACUAAGACAAUAUGUUCGGGCUGCUCGCAUGCACCCGAAUACCAAAGCGGUGAUUCCCGAGUUGUUUUUUACUGUAGCCGCGAGUGCCAGACACUAGACUGGCCAAAUCACCAGGACUAUUGUGAGAACAUGCAGCAACGAAAGAUACUGCUCCGAGCUGCCCAGGUACUGAAGGCAGCCAUGCUGGCAUACAGAGAGACUGUAUACGAUGUGGAUCUAACUAAGAUCGAAUAUCGAGACGGUGUCCUCUAUCUCCAUCAAAGUCAAAGAUCGGUUUCGUCUCAAUCCAAGCGCGGUCCUUUCCCUAAUCACCUGACUGACAACAUCGAUCACAAGGAAGCAGCUCUCGUUAAAAGUCAAUCUACAGCAGCCACGGCGCUCUUGGGUCCCUUGACCAGAAAACUACUUGGAGGUAAAAAGCCUUUCUACCCCUACUUACCAAAGCGAGCUGUGACCAAUAAAAAGUUAGGUGUGCCUUUGAAAAUCGAGACCAUAGUCGUCAAUAUCGGAAGACCAUGGGUUCCAACUAGGCUUGUUCCUGGUCCUGACAUACACGGCGGUCCACACACGGUGUUGAAGAUAGAGCGAGUCGAGAGCAAUGAAACAUGGAUUAUCGAUACUACAGGCUGUCAAUAUGGAUUCCGAGAUGUGCUUGUUCCAUUUGGCAAGUACAUUCAUGACAACGAAUGUCGGAUUUUGAGCGGACCUCGGAUUUAUGACGCAUGCGAGACACAGGACUUGGACUACUUGUCAACUCUUUAUGUCUUUAACAAAACAAAAGCGCAACGGCAGGAUAUGCGACUAGAACGACUGACCCGUCACCAUUUUGCUGUCUUCGUUUAUAUGAGUGUGUAUGAUGACUUCCUUAUGGGCUUUGGCGCUGACUACAAGAGAAAGUUCGAUCACUUCGUCAAUGGGCUCAAAACUCACAUGGUUGAUUCUAUAAGGAAGGCAGGUAACGAUUUCGAAGAUUCUGAAGAUGAUUGA